This is a messenger RNA of Mus caroli (Ryukyu mouse), 788 nucleotides long. The record is from RefSeq and is a predicted model, not a curated record. Lineage: Eukaryota; Metazoa; Chordata; Mammalia; Rodentia; Muridae.
CUGGUGUGCGCAUGCUCAGUGCGCACAGAGGUCACCCGUGCCGGUGUCUGCCCCACGUGCGUAGUGAACUAAGGGCAUCAUGAUUUAGAGAUGGGGGCUCGCGUGACCCGCGCCUUAAGGAACUUCAACGUGGAGAAGCGAGCGGAGCGGGAGAUCAGCAAGAGGAAACCCUCCAUGGCACCCAAGCACCCUUCUACCCGCGACCUCCUGCAGGAGCACCUGAGUCAGUAUCCAGAAAUCGAAGAAGUUGUUUCUAAAAAAGAUAACAAGCUGCUGUCAUUGCUAAGAGAUGUAUAUGUCGAUUCCAAAGAUCCGGUGCCUGCCUUGCCGGUAAAAGUUGAACCACGACAAGAACCAAAGGAAUUCAGACUGCCGAUAGGAAAUCACUUUGAUAAGAAUAUCACGGACAUUCCCAAAGACAGACUACUUGCCUCGAGAUUCCACGGGAAAAGAUGUGGAAGAUGAGAUGAAUGCAGCAUGGUGAUGGAGGGAGCCAGAUGGAACAGCAAAGAUGGGAGGUGACUGGAGAGUUUGUCAGCUUCUUCAUAUCUAGUUCCAGUGAAGAAACUAUCCCUACUUAUUUGUGAUUUAAUACAGGCGUUUAAGGGAACACACUAAUUCCAAUCAUUGCUGAUUAUGGUGGAAAGUGCCGUCACAACCAUCCUCCAUUCAUUCAAAAUGAAUAUGUGAAUCAGCAGUACUGACUCAGGUUUCCUGGGUGGCUCGCAGAUGUAAAUAUGGUUUCUUAACUGGUAUCACACAAUAAAAUUCUUCCAUUUUGCACAUUA